AUGGAUGGAAGUAAUCAGUCUUUGGUAUCCGAAUUUAUGCUUUUGGGACUUGCCCACUCACAUAAUCUUCAAGUCUUACUCUUCAUAGUAUUUCUGAUGCUUUAUCUGAUUAUUUUAUCUGGAAAUACUACUGUCAUGUUCUUAAUCAUCACUGACCAGAAUCUCCAUUCCCCCAUGUACUUCUUUUUGGCCAACCUGUCCUUUGUUGAUAUGUGGCUUUCUUCCAUAACCACUCCUAAGAUGAUCACAGACUUUCUCAAAGAACCAAAGAUCAUUUCCUUUGCAGGCUGCAUGUGCCAAGUCUUCUUUGAUCAUUGUGUGGGUGCAGUAGAGAUGGUGCUAUUGGUGGUUAUGGCUUAUGACCGCUAUGUGGCCAUCUGCAAACCACUCCACUAUUUCACCAUCAUGAACUUGAAAAGAUGCACUGGGUUGGUGUUGACUUCCUGGACAAUUGCCUUUAUCCAUGCCAUGAGUCAGCUUUUGGCAGUUGUACAGCUGCCUCUCUGUGGCCACAUGGAAAUUGACAGUUUCUUCUGUGACAUACCAUUAAUAAUCAAGCUGGCUUGCAUGGAUUACCAUGAUUUGGAUAUUUACAUGAAUGCUGACUGUGGGGCUGUGGUUGUAACCUGCUUUAUUCUGUUGCUUAUUUCCUACACAUAUAUCCUUAUCACUGUUCGCCAAAGCUCUAAAUCCGGUGCAUCUAAGGCCCUGUCCACGUGCACUGCCCACAUCACAGUGGUGAUGAUAUUUUUUGUGCCCUGCAUCUUCAUCUAUGUGUGGCCUCUCAAUAUCAUAUGGUUGGACAAAUUUCUUGCUGUAUUUUAUACUGUUUUUGCACCUCUCCUUAAUCCAGCCAUUUAUACACUGAGAAAUAAAGAGAUGAAAAAUGCUGUAAAGAAAUUAAAAAACUAUUUCAGGAAUCACAAGGAAAAUACUUAA
Messenger RNA from Meriones unguiculatus (Mongolian gerbil), 939 nucleotides. Its product is annotated as olfactory receptor 4K14-like. Gene Ontology annotation, biological process: G protein-coupled receptor signaling pathway. The transcript has a single exon. The record is from RefSeq and is a predicted model, not a curated record. Gene Ontology annotation, molecular function: G protein-coupled receptor activity; olfactory receptor activity. Gene Ontology annotation, cellular component: membrane. NCBI's taxonomy places the organism in Eukaryota, Metazoa, Chordata, Mammalia, Rodentia, Muridae. The coding region runs from base 1 to 939 and encodes 312 amino acids.